Molecule: messenger RNA, 1197 nt
Organism: Epinephelus fuscoguttatus (brown-marbled grouper)
Lineage: Eukaryota; Metazoa; Chordata; Actinopteri; Perciformes; Serranidae
Exons: 10
Coding region: 44-994 (316 amino acids)
Source: RefSeq, a predicted model, not a curated record
UGCAAGCAUCACCAAACUGUGUGAGCACAAGCUAUUUGAUUGCAUGUUUUGUUCUGAGGCAGCAGGAAUCAGAACAACCAUGAUGAUCUCAGUGUACUUCACUCUGCUCUUUGUUUGGGUGACACCGGAUUUUGUGAGCUCCUUUUAUCUGAAGACGCCUUUUGAUGUCUUGGCUGUCGCAUUAGGGGACUCUCUCACAUUAAACUGCACCUACAAUUGCUCCAUCGGAUUUGUUCGCGGCUGUUGGAGUAAAGCAUCAGACAACUCUGGCUGUCACGGGACACUUAGCAAAAGCAACUUUUGCACAGUGUCCCUUCAUUUAUCAAAUGUGUCCACUGAAGAUCUCAAGAAGAACUACACUUGCUACACACAAGAUACAGAUGACCCUCACGUUCCACAAAAAACAGAGCUGGUUGUUUUACUGCAGCUUCAGGCUCACACAAGUGCUCCAAACUGGACAGUUACCCCAAAGACUGGGACUAAAAAUGCGUCUCUCCCUGUUAAGCCGAACGAUUCAAGUGGAGAAGAAUUUACAGGAAUAAAGGUUUUAGCAACAGUUACCGUCGCUGUGGCCAUGGUGCUUGCAGCAUUGGCCGUUUACCUGUGUCUGAACUGGAACAGACUGAGCUGGAACGAUAAAGGGGAGCCUGUUGUGUCCAGGUCUGGCUCACCACUAUCUCCUCACGCUGUCCUCUUGCCAGUGAAGGGGUCAGUGACACAAAGUGAAAGAGUGACUUUGAGGAUCCCUACACCAGACAACGAGAGUGACACUGAGGUCCCAUAUGCCGACAUAAUGAUCACGGUCCGAGGUGUCAGUACACCAGAGCUCACUCAGGUCGGCUACUUGACUCCUGGAGAUCAAAAUGAGUGGUGGGGAGAUGAUUCAAGGUCUCACCUGCAGGCCUCCCGCUCAGCUGACAGACUGCAUGUCCCCCAGCAGGUCAGCCGCAAGAUGAGCACCAACUCUGAGUAUGCAGUCAUCACAUAUGCCUGACUGAGGACAGCUGCUGCUGGGAGAGGAGAGGAGAGGAGAGGAGGGGAAGAAGAUGUAUAUAUAUGUACACACAUCUGGUAUUUGAUGUUCAUGCUAAUACAAGUCAUAUUUUUUAAGUAAUGCUAUUUUAUGUGUACUUCUUGUGUUGUUUUGUGACUUACUCUGUGUUUAUAAUGGACUUGCAAUAAAAAUCCAAUAAAGCC